Molecule: messenger RNA, 831 nt
Organism: Panicum virgatum (switchgrass)
Lineage: Eukaryota; Viridiplantae; Streptophyta; Magnoliopsida; Poales; Poaceae
Product: oleosin Zm-I
Exons: 1
Coding region: 70-528 (152 amino acids)
Biological process (GO): lipid storage
Cellular component (GO): membrane; monolayer-surrounded lipid storage body
Source: RefSeq, a predicted model, not a curated record
AGUAGUGGCAGUAGCGCUCUCGGGCAGUGCGCGCGCGCGCGGUAGCUAUCUUUGCUCUGCUUGCUUGCCAUGGCCGAUCAGCACCGGGGCGGGAUGGGGGGCGGCGGCGGGGGCUACGGCGACCUGCACCGCGGUGGCGGCGAGACGCAGCAGAGGCAGGGCGCCAUGAUGACGGCCCUGAAGGCGGCGACGGCCGCGACCGCCGGCGGGUCGAUGCUGGUGCUGUCCGGGCUGAUCCUGGCCGGCACCGUGAUCGCGCUCACGGUGGCGACCCCCGUGCUGGUGAUCUUCAGCCCGGUGCUGGUGCCGGCGGCCAUCGCGCUGGCGCUCAUGGCCGCCGGGUUCGUCACCUCCGGCGGCCUCGGCGUGGCCGCGCUGUCCGUGUUCUCGUGGAUGUACAAGUACCUGACGGGCAAGCACCCGCCGGGCGCCGACCAGCUGGACCACGCCAAGGCGCGGCUGGCGUCCAAGGCCCGCGACAUCAAGGAUGCGGCGCAGCACCGCAUCGACCAGGCCCAGGGGUCUUGAAAAAAGCAUAAUAUGCAAGCGGAUCGCGCGUGUCCUAGGCCUGCGUGUCCGGUGCGUGGCGGCGGCGGCGGUGCACGACCACCGCCGGCGCGUCAUGGCCUACGGAAGCCGCCGCUGCAGCGUCUGGGGUCGCCGCGCUAGCUAGCUAGCUAGUUGUGAUAUGUUGUGCUUUGUAUGUGCAUGUGUCCGAGGGGCUUUGCCGUGUAGUAAGUGCGUUUCUUGAUCGGAGUGGCGGGUCGGAUGUACUGAGUUUGGAUGUCAUGUGUUUAUAAUGAGGAAUAAAAAGACGCAGCGUUCAGGACU